Molecule: messenger RNA, 11125 nt
Organism: Nanorana parkeri
Lineage: Eukaryota; Metazoa; Chordata; Amphibia; Anura; Dicroglossidae
Gene: ZFHX3
Product: zinc finger homeobox 3
Exons: 10
Coding region: 41-11038 (3665 amino acids)
Biological process (GO): brain development; regulation of neuron differentiation; regulation of transcription by RNA polymerase II
Cellular component (GO): nucleus
Molecular function (GO): zinc ion binding; RNA polymerase II cis-regulatory region sequence-specific DNA binding; DNA-binding transcription factor activity, RNA polymerase II-specific
Source: RefSeq, a predicted model, not a curated record
GCCGUAUUGGGUGCGAUGAGCUCUCCGUGCAGAUCUCGCCAUGGAAGGGUGUGAUGCUCCUGUCAUUGCUGGAGAGGACAAUGGGUGCAUCGUUCCUGCGAACCAAAAAUGGACUGAUCUCAACAGUGCUCUCCACCUUGACCAGUCUGGCAACAUGGAGCAUCCCAACAUGGAAAGCCACGGGUCUCUGGAAACUCUGAGUGGCUCGUUUAAUGAAUGCAUGUCUGAAAGUGCUGACCCAUCCGGUGCCAUCUCGCAGUCUCCCAGCAGAACGGUCUGUUGUAACGAAUGUUCGACCUCCUUUCCUAGUUUGCAGAACUACAUGGAGCACUCCUGCCCAGGGACACGGCCAUCCCUUGCAUUGAAUGAAGAAAGCGAAAGUGAUAGUGAGGAAGGGGAGGAGGAGGAGGAGAGUGAUGUGGAAAACCUUGCUGGUGAGAUAGUCUACCAGCCCGAUGGCUCUGCGUAUAUAGUGGAAAGUGUCAGCCAGCUGAUCCAAAGUGGUGAAGCCUGUGACAGUACCCCCAGCGAGGCUCUUCUUUCCCUCUACAAAAAUUCCUUGCCCAAUGCAACGGGAAAGCCUGAGGAGUCGUCCUCUGUAGGCCCCGUUUACCCACAAAUUAUUAACACUUUUCACAUAGCCUCCUCUUUCAGGAAGUGGUUUGAGAAUUCAGACAAGUCCUUUCUGGAUACCUCCACCCUUACGGGCAUAAGCCCUGUCCUGCACAGCUUCCGAGUUUUUGAUGUGCGGCACAAAAGCAACAAGGAUUACUUAAAUAGCGAUGGUUCUGCCAAAAGCUCCUGUGUAUCCAAAGAUGUCCCAAACAAUGUAGAUCUGUCCAAAUAUGAUGGCUUUGUACUGUAUGGUAAGAGGAAACCCAUCCUAAUGUGUUUUUUGUGCAAACUUUCCUUUGGCUAUGUCCGAUCGUUUGUGACCCAUGCUGUGCAUGACCAUCGAAUGACUCUAAGCGAGGAUGAGCGCAAGAUUCUUAGUAACAAAAACAUUUCAGCCAUCAUUCAAGGGAUUGGGAAAGAUAAGGAACCUCUUAUUAGUUUUCUGGAACCAAAAAACAAAUCUUUUCCCCAUCCUUUAGUUUCCUCUGCCAACUCUACUGGACCUGCUAAUAGUUUUUAUGGCAAAUUUAGUGGCAUUCGAGUAGAAGGGGAUGAAGCCCUGCAGGCUAGCCUAGCACUUCUAAAAGAUGGCGACACUACUUCCAGUGGGGCAGAGCAGGCGCAAUCCAACGUGGUGUCCCAAAGUACUCUGCUUAACCUCGGAGGGUUGACUAAUUCUUCUUUCAGCGCCUCCAUAAACUCUGUUUCUUUAGGCUCUGACCUUACCAAACCUUCCUAUAACCAGGAAUCUGAAAUGACAGAGCUUGAGAAGCAUCCAUUGGGAGUACAAGACGGCAUAUCGGAAAGGUUAGAACGUGAGGAGGAGGAAGAAGAAGAAAUGGAUGAGGAAGGUGAUGAUGAUGAUGAGGAGGAGGAAGAGGAGGGGGAGGACUGCAAAGCAAUGUUUUCACGUGGGCUUGAGGAUCACUUGGUGGACAGGCCUCAGGAGGAGUCUGAGGUGUUUGCCGAGAGCAGCGGCAAAAAGGACCUGGCUCUCACAAACCAAAGUAUUUCUAAUUUAAUGCCUAACGUGCCCCAGCCUAUGGGAAGGGGCACACCUACAUGUUCUUCUUCCUUUGUUGUCUUUGAUGGUGCAAACAGGAGGAACCAUUUAAGCUUUAACAGUGAUGGCGUUGGUGCCAGCAUGGCGGAGGGUGGGAUAAAAUUGGACUUUGUUGAUGAAAGUGCCAAUAGGGACAAUGCCACAGCACCUGAACCAAAUGAAAGUGCAGAGGUAGAAGAAGGAAGCUUUGCCACCCACCACCAGCAUGCCGAUAACCCCUGCGACCUUGGCACAGGGGAAUGCCCUUCUGGGAGUGGGGUGGAGUGUCCGAAGUGUGACACUGUACUGGGCUCAUCGCGCUCACUUGGUGGACACAUGACUAUGAUGCACUCUCGGAACUCUUGUAAGACUCUUAAGUGUCCAAAGUGUAACUGGCAUUACAAGUACCAGCAGACGCUGGAAGCACACAUGAAAGAAAAACACCCUGAACCGGGUGGUUCCUGUGGCUACUGCAAAUCUGGUCAACCUCAUCCUCGUCUUGCCCGGGGAGAGAGCUACACAUGUGGUUACAAACCUUUCCGUUGCGAGGUCUGUAACUACUCUACCACUACCAAAGGCAACCUCAGUAUUCAUAUGCAGUCGGACAAGCAUUUGAACAACAUGCAGAACCUGCAAAAUGGAGGGACAGACCAAGUUUUCAGCCACACUGCCGGGGUAGCGGUUGCUGCUGCCACUGCAGCCGCUGCAGCUGCUGCUGCUGCUGCUGCUUCCAACAUUAGCAACUCCUGUGGGGCCCCUUCCCCCACCAAACCAAAAACGAAGCCAACCUGGCGCUGUGAAGUGUGCGACUACGAAACCAAUGUUGCCAGGAACCUGAGAAUUCACAUGACCAGUGAGAAGCAUAUGCAUAAUAUGAUGCUGCUUCAGCAAAACAUGACCCAAAUCCAACACAACCGGCACUUAGGCAUCAGCAGCCUGCCCACCCCGGCUGAAGCUGAUCUCUACCACUUUUACCUAGCACAAAACAUGAACCUGAAGAUGGACAACCCAACGAAUGAAUCGCAGUAUAUUAUGGGAGGAUUCCAGCUGGACCCUACUAGCCCCAUGCCAGGGAUGGCUCCCACAGUCGUGGGUGGCGAAAUCCCGUUGGAUAUGCGGUUGAGCGGCGGACAGCUGGUUUCGGAAGAGCUCAUGAACCUGGGCGAGAGUUUUACUCAAACCAACGACCCUUCCCUGAAACUCUUUCAGUGCGCCGUAUGUAACCGAUUCACGACUGACAAUUUGGACAUGUUGGGCCUGCACAUGGGAGCCGAGCGCAACCUGCCGGAGGAGGAGUGGAAGUCCGUGGUGGGGGAUUCUUACCAGUGCAAUCUCUGUCGUUACAACACGCAACUAAAGGCCAAUUUUCAGCUGCAUUGCAAAACUGACAAACACGUACAGAAGUACCAGUUGGUGGCUCACAUCAAAGAGGGAGGCAAAGCCAAUGAGUGGAGGUUGAAGUGUGUUGCCAUUGGCAACCCGGUGCAUCUGAAGUGCAAUGCCUGUGACUAUUACACCAAUAGCCUGGAGAAGCUGCGCUUGCACACUGUGAACGCAAGGCAUGAAGCCAGCCUCAAGUUAUAUAAGCACUUGCAGCAGCAUGAAAGCAGCGUGGAAGGGGAAACGUCGUACUAUCACUGUGUGCUGUGCUCAUACUCCACCAAGGCCAAACUCAACCUGAUCCAACAUGUGCGCUCCAUGAAGCACCAGCGCGGCGAGAGCCUACGAAAGCUGCAGCGGCUUCAGAAGGGCCUUCCGGAAGAAGAGGAAGAUUUGGGCCAGAUCUUCACCAUCAGGACCUCUUCACCACCUGCAGAGACCGAAGAACCGGCAGAGGAUCCGGAAGGAGCCUGUGAUGCAGAUGCUGACCCAGCCGAGGUGCCGAAAGACCAGGAGCCGGAGGGGGCAAAAGACACUAAUAGGGGAACAGUGCCUUCUGUUCCGCCUGAGCGGGAUCCACCUGAUUCACUACCUGCCAAGCUGUCCUCCAAUGCCAGCGGUGAGCCUCCCCCUAAGAGACCAAGAUCCACCGAGGAGAAGAGGGAGCAGCUCUUCCAGUGCCCAUACUGCAAGUACACCAAUGCAGACAUCAAUAGACUGCGGGUCCACGCUAUGACGCAGCACUCUGUGCAGCCAAUGCUGCGCUGCCCUCUUUGUCAGGACAUGUUAAACAACAAGAUCCACCUACAGCUGCACCUCACUCACCUGCACAGUGUGGCCCCGGACUGCGUGGACAAACUCAUCAUCACGGUAACUUCUCCAGAGACGCUCAUGCCGAGCAGCAUGUUUCUUCCCGUGAGCUCACCAGAGCGAGAAAAACCUGUGUCAGCCCCAGAAGCUGUUGAGAAGGCUUCAGAACCCACUGAAACAGUGUCUAAGAGUGCGUCUGUUCCUGAAAUGACUGAGCUGACUACAGAACACAGAGCACCCACCAGUGACAAUUCUUCUACAAGAGAAGAUUCUGGAUUCUUGUGCUGGAAGAAAGGAUGCAACCAAGUGUUCAAGACCUCAGCUGCUCUACAAACACACUUCAAUGAGAUUCACAACAAGCGCCCCCAGUUGCCAGUUUCUGACCGCCAUGUUUACAAGUAUCGCUGCAACCAGUGCAGCUUAGCUUUCAAAACCAUCGAGAAACUUCAGCUCCAUUCACAGUAUCAUGUGAUCCGUGCUGCCACCAUGUGCUGUCUUUGCCAGAGGAGCUUCCGCACAUUCCAAGCCCUUAAGAAGCAUCUGGAGACCAGCCAUUUAGAGUUGAGCGAGUCUGACAUCCAGCAGCUGUACAGCGGCCUUCUGGUCAAUGGAGACAUGACAAACAUGGGAGAGACUGCAAUGACCGAUGACCAGAGCAUGCUGGUAGAUGAUGACAAAGAGGAUGAGAGUGACCUGGAGGAAAAGCAGAGUCCCACAGGAAGCGAUUCUGGUUCUGUACAAGAAGACUCUGGUUCUGAACCCAAGCGAGCUCUUCCUUUCCGCAAGGGCCCAAAUUUUACCAUGGAAAAGUUUUUGGACCCCUCCCGACCUUACAAAUGCACAGUAUGCAAAGAGUCAUUCACUCAGAAGAACAUUCUGCUUGUGCAUUACAAUUCUGUGUCUCAUCUUCACAAACUUAAAAGGGCCUUACAAGACACGACAACUGGACAACCUGAACCCACCAGCAGUCCAGAUAAUAAACCAUUCAAGUGUAACACUUGCAAUGUUGCGUAUAGCCAGAGUUCCACUUUAGAAAUCCACAUGAGAUCUGUUUUACAUCAAACCAAGGCUCGUGCAGCAAAGCUGGAAGCAGCAGGUGGCAGCAGCAGUGCAGUUAGCUCCAGUAGUACUUGCCCAUCUGCAACAUCCACGACUACAUCCAACCCCACCUGCAGUGUUUCCACCACAUCAAGCUGCACAACCACAGCAACUGCCACCAUGAACUGCAGUUUCGUGAACCAAAUGCCCAUUGAACCUGCAGUCAAUACUGGCACAAGCAACCAGAUCACUUCUAGUGUCCCCUGCCCACCUGAGCAUAAAGAGGUGAAUCGUAAGAAACUGGCAGACAUGAUAGCUUCACGACAGCAGCAUCAUCAUCAUCAACAACAACAACAGCAGCAGCAGCAGCAGCAGCAGCAGCAUCAACAGCAGCAGCAGAUUCAUCAUCAUCAACAGCAGCAAGCCCAAACACUGGCCCAGGCUCAGGCACAAGUACAAGCCCAUUUUCAGCAAGAGCUCCAACAACAAGCAGCUAUUCUGCAGUCUCAGCUAUUAAACCCCACUCUGCUUCCCCACUUUCCAAUGACCACAGAGACAUUACUCCAGCUCCAACAGCAGCAACACCUCCUGUUUCCCUUCUAUAUCCCUAGUACAGACUUUCAGUUCAAUCCAGAGGUUAGUUUGCCCUUGACCAGUGGUACGCUUACAUUAACAGGAAGUGGCCCUAGUUUACUGGAAGACCUAAAGUCUCCACUACAACUUUCCCAACAGGCACAUUCUCAUCACCAACAUCUCCUGCAACAACAAUCAAGCCAGAUGUGCAUGUCAGACCCGCAUUCCACUCUCCUGCAUCCUCCAGAACACAAGAACAAAGCAGCAAAGGAAAAUGCCAAGGAAGUAAAGAAAGAAAAGGAGUUUUAUGAAAGAACAGAUGAGACUACACUGGUAAAUGAGUCGGUACCUGAUGGUCAGAAGUGUAAAGAUAAGAAAGAGCCUUCAUCCAGUUCCAGCUCCGACGGUCAUCUGCUUCCACCUCGUAUUGCAUCAGAUGCUCGAGGUAAUGCCACCAAAGCCUUGCUUGAGAAUUUUGGGUUUGAACUUGUUAUUCAAUAUAAUGAAAACAAGCAGAAAGUGCAGAAGAAAACUGGAAAAAACGAACAGGCUGAUAGCUUGGAGAAGUUAGAAUGCAAUUCAUGUGGGAAGUUUUUUUCCAACAUUCUUAUCUUAAAAAGCCACCAGGAACACGUCCACCAACGCUAUUUGCCAUUUAAGCAACUUGAGCAGUUUUCAAAACAAUACAGAGACCAAUAUGAUAAACAAUAUCCUUUGAGACCCCAAACACCAGAGGCGCCUCCUCCUCCGCCACCCCCACCUCCUCCGCCACCCCCUCCACCCGCAACCCCCCCGCCACCAGCUAUCACUCCAACUGUUCCUACAACUGCUCCUCCACUUACCCCACCCAGCAUUUCACCUGCACAGUCAUCAGUGUCUCUGGCUCAGCUUUCAAUGCCAAUGGAGCUGCCUAUUUUUCCACCCCUUAUGAUGCAAUCUAUGUCAUUGCAAACUAUGCCAGCUCAGCUGCCACCUCAGUUGACCUCAGUAGAAACUCUUUCUGCAGACUUGGCCCAACUGUAUCAGCAUCAACUAAAUCCCAAUCUCCUACAACAGCAGAACAAACGACCACGUACCAGGAUCACUGAUGACCAGCUAAGAGUGUUACGACAGUAUUUUGACAUCAACAAUUCCCCGAGUGAAGAACAGAUCAAAGAAAUGUCUGAUAAGUCUGGAUUACCCCAAAAAGUUAUCAAGCACUGGUUUAGAAACACCCUCUUCAAGGAGCGUCAACGAAACAAAGACUCUCCUUACAAUUUUAAUAACCCACCCAUUACUAGUUUGGAAGAAUUAAAGAUUGACUCUAGACCUCCAUCACCGGAACCUCAAAGGCAUGAAUACUGGGGAAGUAAGAGGUCUUCCAGGACACGGUUUACAGACUACCAACUCCGUGUUCUUCAAGACUUUUUUGAUGCCAAUGCUUAUCCAAAGGAUGAUGAAUUUGAGCAACUUUCCAACCUGCUAAACCUUCCCACGCGUGUUAUUGUCGUCUGGUUCCAGAAUGCACGGCAGAAGGCGAGAAAGAAUUAUGAAAAUCAAGGAGAUGGCAAGGAAGGUGAGAGGCGUGAAUUGUCAAAUGACCGGUAUAUUCGUACUAGCAACCUAAACUACCAGUGCAAAAAGUGUAGUUUAGUUUUUCAAAGAAUCUUUGACCUUAUAAAACAUCAGAAAAAGCUAUGUUACAAAGAUGAGGAUGAAGAUAUGCAUGAUGACAGCCAAAAUGAAGACUCUAUGGAUGCCAUGGAUAUGCUCACACCUUCAAGUUCCUCAUGUAGCACCCCUAUGCCCUUUCAGUCCUACAGUACUGCAGCCACAGGAUCCACAAAUGCAGCUGGCACCCCUUUUUCUCAGCAGAUGAUGGAUAUGGAGGAUGCAAUCAUGUUUAGUUCCAAGCUAGAGGCUAGCAAUGAUGAUAAACCAAAGCUUUAUGAAAUUCCAAGGACACAGCAAAACCAAACGCAAGAGCAGCCACUGCAACCAAAGCAAGAGCCACAGCAGCCUCCAACCCCACAAUCUCAACCUCCACCACAGGACCAAUUGGAACAAAAAGUUACUACUGCAACACCGCAGAAACAUUCAUCCCUUUCAUCUCCAUCCACACAAUCCUCCCACUGCUCUUUGACACAGUCAAGUCCCAAUGCAGCUCAAAUCUCACACCACUCUAUGAAACCGCUACAUUCAUCAACUCCACAGCAGUUAGCCAAUUUGCCUCCUCAGCUAAUUCCCUACCAGUGCGAUCAAUGCAAAUUGGCCUUCCCAUCUUUUGAACACUGGCAGGAACACCAACAGUUGCAUUUUCUUAGUGCUCAAAACCAGUUCAUCCAUCCUCAGUUUUUAGACAGACCAAUGGAUAUGCCCUUUAUGCUAUUUGAUCCCAGUAAUCCUUUACUAGCAAGCCAGCUGCUUUCUGGAGGACUUUCUCAAAUGCCAACUGGCUCAGCUACUUCUCCUUCAGCACCAUCAUCCACAAUGAAUACCCUCAAACGAAAGCUUGAAGAAAAAGCAAGCACAAGUCCAGGAGAAAACGAUAGUGGCACUGGUGGUGAAGAACCUCAUAGAGACAAGCGCCUGCGAACCACAAUUACACCAGAACAGCUGGAAAUAUUAUACCAGAAAUAUCUGCUGGAUUCUAACCCAACACGUAAAAUGCUGGAUCAUAUUGCCCAUGAAGUGGGUUUAAAGAAGCGUGUGGUUCAAGUUUGGUUUCAGAAUACUCGGGCAAGGGAAAGAAAGGGACAGUUUCGAGCGGUUGGCCCAGCCCAAGCUCAUAGGCGUUGCCCAUUUUGCAGAGCUUUGUUUAAGGCAAAAACUGCUUUAGAAGCUCACAUACGAUCUCGCCAUUGGCAUGAAGCAAAGAGAGCUGGCUAUACCAUGGGUUUAUCUACAAUGCUUGUUGACUGUGAUGGUGGUUUGCAGCUGAAAGGAGAUCUUUUUGACAAUACUUCCUAUCAUAAUCUACCCCAGAGCAGCAGUGACGGACAGUGCAUUUCCUUGUCUCCAGUGAGCAAAUCUAUGGAUCUUUCGCCUCGAACACUGCUCAGCCCAUCUUCUAUUAAAAUUGAAGGGUCAGAAGAUUUUGAAAGCCCCUCGAUGUCAUCUGUUAAUUUAAGCUUUGAUCAAGCUAAGUUGGACAAUGAUGACUGCUCCUCUGUGAAUACUGCUAUAACAGAUACAACAACAGGAGAUGAAGGAAAUGCAGACAAUGACAGCACCACAGGUAUUCUUGCUGAAACAAAAUCUGCAUCUAUAACCAGUGAAGGCUUGCCAAAGUCUGCCAUUAUGGCAAUGUCUGAGUAUGAGGACCAAAUGUCUUCUGGUUUAGUCAGCCCUGCCCCCAGCUUUUACAGCAAAGAGUAUGAGAAUGAGGGCAUUGUUGAUUAUAGUGAAACUUCCAGCCUUGCAGACCCUUGCUCUCCUAGCCCAGGUGCAAGUGGUUCAGCAGGCAAGUCAGGUGAUAGCGGAGACCGCCCUGGUCAAAAGCGUUUUCGAACGCAAAUGACUAACCUUCAACUAAAACUUCUUAAGUCCUGUUUUAAUGAUUACAGAACACCCACCAUGCUGGAGUGUGAAGUUUUGGGCAAUGAUAUCGGACUGCCAAAGAGAGUUGUACAGGUCUGGUUUCAGAAUGCCCGGGCAAAGGACAAGAAGGCUAAACUAAACAUGGCCAAGCACUUCGGAAUAAACCAAACCAAUUAUGAGGGACCCAAAACAGAGUGCACUUUGUGUGGCGUGAAAUACAGCGCACGUCUGUCUGUGCGGGAUCAUAUCUUCUCCCAGCAACAUAUCUCCAAAGUUAAGGACGCUAUAGGAAGCCAGUUGGACAAGGAGAAAGAAUACUUUGAUCCAGCCACUGUUCGUCAGCUAAUGGCUCAGCAAGAGUUGGAUCGCAUUAAAAAAGCCAAUGAGGUUUUGGGUCUCACCCCUCAGCAACAGGCUGUGUUUGAUAACACUCACCUGCAAGCACUCAAUCUUCCAACACCCUACCCAGCUCUCCAAGGCAUCCCUCCAGUACUGUUGCCAGGUCUCAGCAGCCCAUCUUUGCCAGGAUUCACUCCCUCUAACACAGCUUUAAGUUCUCCAAAAUCCAAUGCGAUGGGAGUGUCCAACAACACCGUUCCUUCCCCAGGCCUUCCCACUUCUGGACAACCAAAUAAGCAACCGUCCAAAUCACGAAGCCCUACCAUUCCAUCACAGACUCACCCAUUACCUGCAUCCCAGUCUCAAGAGUUGCUGAAGGAAAAAGAGAGUGAGAAGUUGAAAGAGAAGGAAAGGGGGAAAGGCAAGGGAGAUUCAAUACCUGUGCUCAAAAAAGAGAAAGGGGAUACCCCAGCAUCAACAUCCAGCUUGAUGCCAGGCAUGGAGUAUAUAGUAGACUCAUCCCAGCUCCAGGCUUUACAAGCAGCUUUGACAUCUGAUCCAUCUGCCCUGCUCACCAGCCCGUUUCUUCCAUACUUUGUCCCUGGCUUCUCACCCUACUAUGGCGCUCAGAUCCCUGGAACCUUACCAGGUGGUUACCUGCAGCCAAUGUAUGGGAUGGAAAGCCUGUUCCCAUACAACCCUGCCAUCUCCCAAGCUUUGAUGGGGCUUUCACAAGGCUCUUUGCUUCAACAGUAUCAGCAGUACCAGCAGAGCUUACAGGAAGCGCUUCAGCAACAGCAGCGGCAACUCCAAAUGCAGCAAAAACAGCAGCAGCAACACCAUCAUCAUCAGAGACUGCAGCAGCAACAGCCCAAAGCAAGCCAAACCCCAACUCCUUCUGUUGUUUCCCCUUCAGACAAAGAUCCUGCCAAAGACUCUCCUAAGCUGGAGAAGCAGAAUCCUGUGGCCCUUGAGGUAUCGCACUCCAACAAGCCUCCAGAGCAUCAAGAAGUGGAAAGCCAAGGUGUGGAUUGUCUCUUGGACCCCUUUAUUGUCCCAAAGGUGCAGUACAAGUUGGUCUGCCGGAAGUGUGAGCUGAGCUUCAGCAGCGAGGAGGCAGCUAUCAGCCACCUGAAGUCCCUCUGCUUCUUUGGCCAAUCUGUGGUGAACCUGCAAGAGCUGGUGACAUGCGUCCCCACUGGUGACUGCAGCGGUUCGUUCCGCUGUCUAGGGUGUGAGGCCACGCUGUGUGGGGGCGAUGCUCUGCGUCAACAUCUGGAGUCACCCUUGCACAAACACAGAACAAUCAAAAGAACAGCAAGAAACGCCAAAGAGCACCCUAGUUUAUUACCUCACUCCGCCUGCUUCCCCAAUCCUGACACCGCAUCUACCUCUCAGUCUGCUGCUGACUCCAAAGCCAGCCUCUCACCCCCUUCCCCCUCUGCUUCUCCCCACGCCACCACCAAGUCCUGGUCUCACAGAUCGCCCAGAAAACCUCCGCCUCUCCCCGCACUCUCCUCAUCUUCAACAGUUACCUCAAGUCCGUGCAGCACCUCAGGGGUUGCAACCUCCUUUCCAACAGACGGUUUCUCUGAGGAGUCUGACUCUGACCUCAGCCAAAAGUCUGACCGGGCGGGAAGUCCACUAGGCGCUCCUGAGAACCCAAGCUGCCACGAGGAUGGCUCUCGAACUGCUGUGGGAGUGGGUUCUUUACGAUUGUAGACUUCGGAGAUGGACGAUGAUGAAAAUAAUAAUAAAUAUGAAUUUUAAAUAAUAAAAAAAAGAUAAAAUAACAAACCAAUUUCAGAA